Pseudovirgaria hyperparasitica is the source of this 474-nucleotide messenger RNA. RefSeq lists its product as uncharacterized. The transcript is spliced from 3 exons. NCBI's taxonomy places the organism in Eukaryota, Fungi, Ascomycota, Dothideomycetes, Acrospermales, Acrospermaceae. Gene Ontology annotation, cellular component: membrane. The record is from RefSeq and is a predicted model, not a curated record. Bases 1 to 474 code for a protein of 157 amino acids.
AUGACUUUCAACUUCACGCUGCCGCUUCGUGCGGCCCAAGGCCUUUUCGUAUUCAUCGAUCUCGUCCUGAUGUCUUAUGUUGCGCACUGGUGGAGUGGCGCCUGGCAUGUGUAUUCCCCCCCCGAGAUCAACUUCUUGAUCUUCUGCUGCGCAUGGACCAUUCUUGCCCUCGCAUACCUCAUCGUUGCGCCGGCACGAUUCCCCAAGGCUGCACACAAAUUCGGCAUCCUAGGCGCCGAGUUCUUGACCAUGAUCUUUUGGUUUGCUGGUUUCAUCGCACUCGCUGCCUAUCUUGGGGAUCGUUGGUGCAUCGGGACUGUAUGCAAUUGUGCCAAGGCUGGCGUUGCAUUCGCUGCCUUCCUGUGGGUUCUCUUUGCUGCGACGUUCGCUAUGGCUCUCCUCCACGUAUGGAAGACUCGUAAUACGAAUGAUUCUCGGCCAGAUCCAAAAAUCGAGAUGCAUCAAGGCGCCUAA